Molecule: messenger RNA, 471 nt
Organism: Lotus japonicus
Lineage: Eukaryota; Viridiplantae; Streptophyta; Magnoliopsida; Fabales; Fabaceae
Exons: 1
Coding region: 1-471 (156 amino acids)
Molecular function (GO): RNA-DNA hybrid ribonuclease activity; nucleic acid binding
Source: RefSeq, a predicted model, not a curated record
AUGAAACUGGAAGUGGAUGGAAGCUACCGUCAGGAGGAAGGAGUUAUUUGGGGUGGUGGUUUGCUGCGUGACCAUACAUGUAAAUGGAUUACCGACUUCAUGUUUCAGGAGAAGGGUGGUAGUUCGUUUUGUGUUGAGGCAAAGGCUCUACGUGAUGGCCUUAGGUUGGCCUGGGAUCGUGGGUUUAGAAGGUUAAUUUGUGCAUCUGAUAAUCAGGAGUUGGUUCGGAUUUUGUCUGCCCCGGGAAACAUCCAAGACCAGGUCCAUGAUGGCGUUGUGAGGGAGAUUCAUGAGGUCCUCAAUGGUGAUUGGCAGGUGGAUCUCUCUUGGUGCAGGCGAGAGGGGAUUGCAGCAGCAGAUUGGUUAGCAAGGAAUGGCUCCAUGCUUCCAGUUCCAGAAUUUCGGAUAGUUAAGUUUCUGCCUCCAGAGCUGGAAGUCCUCCUAUUGAGGGAUUCCCUAUGGAUUAGGUAG